Gadus morhua (Atlantic cod) is the source of this 3714-nucleotide messenger RNA. RefSeq names its product cdc42 effector protein 3. Gene Ontology annotation, cellular component: cytoplasm; plasma membrane; cytoskeleton. Gene Ontology annotation, molecular function: small GTPase binding. The transcript is spliced from 3 exons. NCBI's taxonomy places the organism in Eukaryota, Metazoa, Chordata, Actinopteri, Gadiformes, Gadidae. Gene Ontology annotation, biological process: positive regulation of pseudopodium assembly; regulation of cell shape; positive regulation of actin filament polymerization. The record is from RefSeq and is a predicted model, not a curated record. Bases 1368 to 1970 code for a protein of 200 amino acids.
AGGAGGGCUUUAGACAAGCCUACAUGGGGCAGGAAAUCAGGAAAUGGGCAGAGAAGAGGGACAAUGACAUGGAGAUUACGUGAUCAGUUAACCCCCGCUGCUAGCUAGUCCCCCUUUGCGUUUGAUGACGCUUCUCAUAACUUCCUGCUACACGCACACACAAACACAAACACACACACACACACACACACACAGACACACACAAGCCCCGAAACAGGAACACACAUGCACUCCCUCUCUCAGUCAAACACGCGCCUUACCUCUGCGGAGUCAGCCUACAACCCCCUGCGCUCUCAAGUGCAAACAAACUACACCUCGCUAAAUUAGCUUUGCAAAUCGCCUUUUCUCUGCCAGGGGAUCACCAGUGUCACAGGCUGUGAACCAACGUGGAACCGGCUCCCGAACAGGUUUUUCCUCAGUUUCUUUCUCUCUUUCUGUGUCAUUUGCUCUUCCUCUCCCUCCCAUCGUUACCUCUCUCCUCAGGUAGUCACCCAAUCCAACUGCCGGCGACUCCCAGCCCUCACAGUGACUCAACGUGCGACUCACGGAGCAAAGAGGAGAUGACAUCAUCGACUGGCUGGCUGGCAAACAGCCACCAGAGAACCUCAGGCUUCACCUGACUGCCUUGGGCCUCCUGUUCUCUGACCUCGCCUGGUUAAUCUGUCAGUGUAAAGGAAGGACCCUUUUCACACCUGCGGAGAGCUCCUCACUGAAGCACUGGACCGGGAAAGCCUUUGAGGACAAGGCGACAGCGGCAUUGGGGUCGGAUACAGAGCGGCUUCAUCUGAAAGGAUUGAGUGUGGUGAAGGGAAGAGGUUCAGGCCGACUUGAUUAUCCUGAAGAACUAUUUUAUUUUUGACAGUUGGAGUUCUUCUCUGGCUCUCGUGUUUACGGAAGGCGCCGUCUCCAGAGACUCCAUUUUUGUGUCGGGGUUGCAGCACCAUGAUCUUCCCUAGCUGUUGAACAAGCCUUAUCAUGUCACAAAGGAUCCUAUCGGCUUUACAAGCAGCAGUCAGAGCGUAGCUUUUCCGAGCUGCCUGUUUGUGUGGGUGUCAAAAGAGUCUGGUUGUUACGCCAAAAGAAAGUGCUCCUCCUUGGCCAAACUGACAUGUUUGGAAAGGAAUGCUGUUGUGUCCACAUUCCCGGACCGCCCGCUGCUACUAAAGUACCGAUAAAACCUUUACGGGCCAACAAAACAUGUUUGCCGUAGUGCCUUACAAAUUUACGGAUUGAAGACGAGAUGCUCUUAGGAUUUACCUCUUUGUGAGAGCCAAACAUUGAUCGACAGACGAUUGGAGCAGGAAAUAAAGACAAAUACGUCCACAAACACUAACUUUUUUAAGUGUAUCACAACAAAGCUUGCCAAGAUGCCACUAAGGACCACUUUUCGGAAGCAGUAUUCAGGGAGAUGGAGAUUGAACUCAAAGCACCGGGAGGUGUUGUCCGUCAACAUGAUCAGCCUACCCUUGGCCGAUUUCCGGCACGUCUCCCACAUUGGAAACAACGCCCACACGGACAGCUUUGGGGACCUUUCCUUCUUAAAAAAGGGCCACAGCCUCCUCUUAAAAAGCUCUCAAAGUGAGCAGAACCUCUUUCUGGCCUGCUCGCCGCCCCCCAAGCCCCCUCGCCUCAACCUGGACGAGGAGGCCCCUGGGAACCCGGGGUGGGACGGGGCACGCCAUGCCCCGCAGAAGAGGAAGAAGUGCAGCUCUCUCCCCCUGCUGGACACCGAGGAGAUGGAGGAGGAGAUGGACGGCAUGAUGGAGUACCAGCACAGGGCCUCCAACCUGAGGCACAGUCCCAGCCGAGGCAGCCUGAGCUCAGAGCGCGACAGGGACUCCAGCGCCACCUGUUCGGAGGAUGUGGCCAGUCAGCUGAAGGAGGAGGAUAGCAGCCUCUCCUUCAGCCUGGAUCUUGGUCCUUCUAUCCUUGAUGAUGUUCUCCGGGUGAUGGAGAAUCUGCACCAUUGAUGGAGAGGACUAUUUCUUUAAUGUAUUUGUCCUAUCAGUGUGAUUCGAUGUCGCUGUACAAACUGAAUGUAUCGAUCUAAUAUUUUGGGAUAAUGUCAGAUUCUAAUAAUGGAAUGUUGUUUUUUUCCGAAUUUCAAGGUAAAGGACUUUAUGAACAAAAAGUCCACCGCACAGAAGUCGCUCUGGUUAUGGUAUAGAGUUUUGCCCUUCCAGAGCAGACUGUGGACAAUUUAUGUUACCCUAGGAUGAAUAAACCACAUGUUACAUGGCUGCAGCUUAGUGUAUGUGAAGCAAGCGUGCAAAGAAAAAGCAUUAACUUUAACGCAAGAAAUGGUGCAAAAGAAUGCAUACUUGUGGACCAACAACAUUGGUGGAACUAGUGUGAUCUUGUUUCGUAAAACCUAUAAUAAUCACCGGUUGUGAGAUUCGACUAGGUGCAACUGCCAAAUGCACAUCAGGUGUGGGGUUUCCCCGGGGGGGGGAGGGUCCAAGGGCCAGGCCCAGGCAGCAGAAACAAGUCUACACAAAACAGAGUCUGCGGUCUAUUUGUUGUCGUUGUCUGUGAUCCUUUGAAUUGUUCAAACAUAAACCCAAUCACCCGUGGAGACGUGAGCUCAAACAAAUAAUAAAAAGUUAAUGUUCUUCUAACAUAACCCGCUACGGCGGAAGAGGCUGUUAAUAGGUGAGCUCCUUUAUUCAUCACCUCCAGCCCGUCUGCACAGAGACAAGAUGAUUGUUGUCACUCCAGGCUGUCAUUUUUAGGUAACCGUAGGAAGCAUGCGGACGGAACGCGAGUCCCACGAGUGAUGUAUUUUUCUCUCGGCGUCCUUGCCAUUCCAACGUGUGCCUGGGGCAAUUACUUCUCUGCACGCACCCCAGAGGCCCCACUCAAAGGUAGACCAAGGUACCCCCCCCCCAGUUUCCAACCUCAACAACACAGUGAAAACAAACAUUUACCUCUGCUUUCAAUAAAAGGCAGCUGCUGGUGGCAGCUCGGGCCUCAACCCAAACCAGGCCUCAGGCCCAAGACCUGAGGCAAAAAGAAAAAUAUCAAGAAGGCUGUUUUCUUAGCUGUGAGUCGGUGUCCCAUGCUCUUGUGAGUGGCACGAGAGAGGGAAAGUGGUAAGGGGUAAUGCGAUACUUCCACAUGUGCAGGGGGCCGUGGUGGGAGGGAGACCAGAGACAUCCAUUGCUACAAGCAGGAUCUCUGAUGAGGGAUUAAACACUACCUGCUGAACAAACACCACCAAAAUAAAAAAAAGGAUGGAUUCACGCACGCACAUGUGAAAGGACGGGCAUUCAGAGGCCCUUUUGCCUUAUCGACACCCGACGUGCAGACUUUUCAGUCGAUUCAGGUGCAGAAUCGGCCAGACCCUUAGCACAGACAGUGAUGGAGACUGUUCCCGAGGAGCUGUCACGACAGCCGCAUGCAGUGUUAGUUCCCUCCUGGGGUCUUGUCGAAAGACCCACCCCCAGUGGUGUGCCCCCCUGAUGGAGGUCAAGUGACAGACUUGGAUUUGAUGCAAAACCCAAUGGACACACUUGUUGGUGUGUUUGUACUUUACAUCUCUCUAUCGCUCCAUGAACCGAAUUCUGCUUGUUGUACUUUUUUCUUUUACCCAUAACCCGUUGGGAACAUUCCUGCAUUUGAAUCUGUACCACUUUUAUAUUUUUGAAAAUAAAGAAAACAAUCUUUCGAAUUCCAAGAUAUGUGGUUUUGGGGAAGGAGCUGUUUUGAACAAUA